CUAGUCCCCAACCAAUCAAGAAGGUAACAUUUUAGAUUGAGUAGCCUACAAGUUUUCUAGCUCCUCCAUGCUUUUGAUUGACUAGCCAGGCGUGUUCCCAGUGUGGGUGCGAUCAGUGAAUAGCAGUAGCUUCAUGAUUCAACUUUAGUCUCGCUGUAACUGGACUGUGUCUGCUUUUUCAAGGGCGAUUUCUUCUCAGCAAAGCUACACUCACUGCCGGUCUUCACACGCGCAAGCGGCAAGAAAAAGAUUUCAGCACUGGAGCUGUCCAUGCAAGCUUUUUGUCACAGAUAGGUUAUUGAUGUCACAUUUGCAGUAUAUAGGCUAACCGUGAAGUCCAGGCUAUUCGAGUAGGCAAAACGCACCCAUACUUUUCAUUCAAUCGAAACCUUUGCAAUGCUUGCUAUUCGUGCGUAAGACACAAGGAAAAAGAAAGUCCCAAGUCGCAGUGGAGAUUUGUCCAAUUUUAUCUGAGUCAUGGGAGUGCUCAUGUCUAAGAAGCAGCAGGUAGAGAAGGUUCAGAAAUGCACCUCGGUCGUCUCUGCCUUUCAGCAAGGCUUGAAGGAACGUGCUUCAUCUGCAGCAAACCAAGGGGAAGGAUCUGGAGAAGAAGCAGAGGCUGAGGUCUCGCCACAAUCCAACUCAAAGGUGAAGGAGGAAGGGGAACACGGAGACGCAGAUAGCAAAGUGGGGCCCUCAGGGACCUCGCAGCAAGCUUCAGCCCCUGCUCCAACCAGGGACGAAUGUAAGGUCAACCAGGAGGCCUGGAAUAGGUUACGAGAUGGAAAGGGGGUGGAACCUGAGGAUAUGGACAAAACCGGCCAUCAGCUCACCCCACCUGCAUUUGUACGUCCCAAGAGAGAUGCUAAUGAUGACCAGCCAGUGGAAAUAGCACUCGGACAGAGAGAGCAGCCGGUCAAUGAUGAGAUGUGCGACGUGUGUGAAGUGUGGACAGCCGAUGACCUGUUCCCCUGCAGGAUCUGCCCAAAAGUCUUCCAUGAUGGCUGUCUGAGGGAGUUGGGCUACCUGAGGACUGAACUCCUGCAGGAAAUGAGGGAGACAGCCCACACCGCGACAGGCUGGAGUUGUUAUUAUUGUGACAAUGUGAACCUGCUUUUGACUGAAGAGGAAAUGUACAGCCUAAUGGAAACCUUCAAGCAGUGCAAGAUCAUACCUGAGUCAUGCCUGGUGUCAGAUGAGUUGCUACAGUACAGACACUUUGUGUCAAAGCAGCUGUUUGAGAAGGACCUGUCGGAUGAGCAGGAGGAGGAGGUGCUGGCUCAGUUCGCUGCCCUAGACCCAGAGAAGAGGGGCCAAAUCGAGUGGUCCGACUUCCUCUACCACGAGUCCCUAGGAGUGCUAAGGAGGUUUCGCACAGCGAACUCGUUGGUGCGGCUGUUGAGCGCUAAGGAAAGGGACCGUGUGCGGUCACUUUUCAUUGGUUUGGACCUGGAUAAAGAUGGUUUGGUCACAGGAGCACAGACCCGCUUGGCACAGCAGUCCUGGUUUCAGAAGAAAAGCAAAGAAUCCCAGUCCUGUAAUGUAAGACUCAUGGGAUUGUGUUCUCCUUUGAAUUGUGGUAUUAGCCAUGUGGGACCCAUAUCUGAGAGCAGCCCAGCCAGCUCCAGCAGUGAGAGAAGCACUCAGAAAGAUGACAACAGACCAGUGAGCUGGGAUGACUUUCUGAGGGAGAGUGCCAUCUACAUCCUGGCUGCCCGGCCCAACAGCUCUGCCAUGCAUAUCCGCUUGCCUCUAUAGCCCUGGCGACAUCACCCUUCCUGGGACGGUCCCCACCUUAGAGAGAAGGCCUCUCCUUUAAGUCUCUUUGAAGGAGAGGUGGAGAGCAAAUACCAUGGCACUGUAGGGGACAAACCCGAGCCCACCAGAUGAAUACUGCACCUCUAAGAGACUGGACAGGACAGAAUAAGCCAUCAACAGAUCUCUGGUUUUCCGGAGAUCCAUGCAACAAUCAACAAUCAACUGACAACAAUGACCUGAAAGUAACUACUGUCUGUAAAAUUACAUACAACCAGAAUCCAAGACACCAGACAACACAACCAGACAGCCAAACAACACAACCAGACAGCCAAACAACACAA
Molecule: messenger RNA, 2099 nt
Organism: Esox lucius (northern pike)
Lineage: Eukaryota; Metazoa; Chordata; Actinopteri; Esociformes; Esocidae
Gene: phf24
Product: PHD finger protein 24
Exons: 9
Coding region: 478-1758 (426 amino acids)
Source: RefSeq, a predicted model, not a curated record